AGUGUGCAACUGGCUACGUGUGAGCUCGUAUAUACUGUACGAACGCUGUGUACUUUUCACGAAUUUCGCUCAAAAUCGAACGAUUUUUUAUCAUAACAUUUUUGGUUUCUGUUUUCUUUGAAUGAAAUUUUUUCCGAUUUUCGAUGUGAUGUAAUUCGCUUCAAUUUCUCAAUAGAAAAGUUACAAAUUUAAUCGAAAAUAAAGGAAAUAUUUGUUUAAUUUUUUUGGUUUCUCUAAACAUUUUAUUGCGUGCGUUGACGAAAAAAAACUUUAUGAGUGAACGAAAGAAAGAAAGAAAAAGCGUUUUGAAUUCAUUUGCGUGUCACAUUUGCAAUUGCAAAAAUGAACCAUUUUUAAAAUAACAAAUAUUCAGUUGUCUGUGCGUUUUAUUUUUAAUUCUCUGUCGAUUAUAAUCGGUCCGUGAGGUGCAACGGAUUUGAAAGAAGAGAGAGAGAGAAAUAAAGAAAGAGGAGAAUAAAAGAGGAAAAUUAGUGGAAAAACACAUAAACAGAAGCGCAACGUUAAUUUCAUAAUACAAUUUUUUUUAAUUCAAUUCAGUGAAUUUGAAACAUUUUCAUCCGAAGCGCUGAUAUUAUAACACGAACGUUACGAAAAUGUUAACGGAUAUGACACCGACGGCAGGGCAAUUUUAUGGUUCACAAAUACCGUCAAUGGGAAUGAACAUUACGAAUAUUGCCAACCAUAUGCAAAAGCCGACUAUGAGUAACGAUCAUUCAAACAUACGCGGUACACCGUUGGCAAUGCUGGCUGCUCAAUGCAAUAAAUUAUCGAACAAAUCACCACCCCCAUUGGCUGAUGCAGCGAUUGGCAAAGGAUUCCAUCCUUGGAAAAAGAGUCCAGCCUCUCCAACAAUGGGACAACAUUCGCCAACGUUAAACAAUGUUAAUUCAAUCGAUUCACAACGAAACCUAUCCACGACCGGAACAAUGGGAAAUAUUACACCCAGUCGUCCGGUUGUAUCGUCUUGUUCGAUGACCAAUGCACAGUAUGGAAAUGACAUGUAUUUUACCGGCACACCAACGGCAACCAUUGCAGAGCCGCACAUGCAUCAAGGGCUGUUGGGAAAGGUGGAUAAUUCAUCAAUUGGUUCAGUUUAUUCACGGCAUCCUGCCUACGAUUGGCCAUUCAAUGCGGCCGCCGUAUCGGCCACACACAAAACGGAAUCGGUAAAUUCGGGCUGGUGGGAUAUGCACAGUACGGCCGGUAGUUGGUUAGACAUGAACAAUGCAGCAGCGGCUGGUAUGCAUGCAACAAUGGCAAACUAUGCAACUGGCACCGAAUAUUCAUCGUUCCCACAUUCGUUGUCCAAUACAGCGCAUUUGCUUAGCUCUGGUCAGCAUUUACUUCAAGAUACCUACAAAAUUUUACCAUCACAAUCAGUCGGUGGCUUCACAUUGCCACACACGGCAAACACAGCACCACCAACGCCGCAAGCCCCAUCGCCACGAUCUCAGCGCCGAUAUUCCGGACGCGCCACAUGCGACUGUCCAAAUUGUCAAGAGGCUGAACGUCUUGGACCCGCCGGAUUGCAUUUACGCAAGCGAAACAUUCAUUCGUGUCAUAUACCUGGAUGUGGUAAGGUGUACGGUAAGACGAGCCAUUUAAAAGCGCAUUUAAGAUGGCACACCGGUGAACGGCCAUUCGUUUGCAAUUGGUUAUUUUGUGGCAAACGAUUCACCCGUUCCGAUGAGCUGCAACGGCAUUUGCGAACACACACCGGUGAAAAGCGAUUCGCCUGUCCCGUGUGUAACAAACGCUUUAUGCGUAGUGAUCAUUUGGCGAAACAUGUGAAAACCCACAGCGCAAAUGGCACAUCGAAGAAAGGCUCAUCGGAAUCGUGCAGCGAUUCCGAAGAGGUGAAUCACAACGAUAACAGUGCACAUGGCCAACAACAGGCUCAUUUAGAUCAUCAACAAGCCCAACAAAAUCAAUCACACCCACAGCAUAUGCAACAGCAACAGCAACAGCACCAACAGCAUUUGACAAUGCAUCAUCAAAUGCAUCAUACAUCGAAUCCACUAGACAAUUCCGAUCAGCUUGAUAUCAAACCGGGUCUCGUCUGAGAUUUUGAUAAUGCUAACGAUCUUCUCUAUUUGCUUAGCUGAUGCAAUUAAACGAACACAUUGUUGUUUCGUUUGAGAAAUGGAGGAAGAAAAAAAAACACAACUUACACACUUUGUUUACAAAAAAAUGAAUGGAAAGAAAAACGAAGACUAGUUUUCCCUUAAAGAUAAUGUUUUUUUUUCUUUAAUCUGCACAUAGAAUGCGCUUGCAUGGAACCUACCGUAAACUGUACGAUUUAGCUAUUAUUACAGAAAAAAAACACACACAUGGAAAUGAAGAAAACAAGAGUGAAGAAACGAAUGAAGAAAUAUUAAACUAAAACAAAAGAUGAAAAAAUAAGAAGUCUCUAACUAGUGUAUGUUAAUAUUUACAUUUAAAAUUUAUUAUUUAGGUACUUCAUACAAUUUAAUCUGAAAUUAUUAUUAUAUAUGAAAAGAAAAACAAAAAAAAUUACAACUUAUCUAGUGAUGGAAUGCAUCGCAAAUGAUUAUUAUAACACACACACACACACACACACAGUUCAUAUUAGAAGAGAAACGAGUAAAAACAAAAUCGUUCAUGGUGUUGUAAAUUGGAUACAAGUACCAAAAUUUAUUCGCUUGAAUAACAAAAUAAUUCACACAAAAUAACAAAAGUUCUAAUGACAAAAAAAAAUUAACAAUCGUAUAGAUGUUGUGUGAAGGUCACUUCAACCGUUUAUUCAUCAUUUCGAUCUAUACCAUAGCCAUUUUUCUUGUCGAAGGAUUGACAGAAAAAUGGAAAAUAUCUCUAAAAAGUACAAACGAGAACUGGAAUCUUUCUCUAUGUCUCAAUAUUAUUUGACAAGUCGAUUUAUUUAUCUAAAAAGUUAAACGUCGUUUUUUUCUCUCUCUCCUAUUUUUCCCUGCUGCUUAAGACAUUUCAACGUGAUUUAUUUGAAAUUCAACGUGAUUUGUUCCUAUUGACUGGAUGACAGAUCAGUUUUUUUUUCUGGAUGACAGAUCCCAACGUAUCGAGUGAAUAGCACGAUUUUGGCAAAAGAAUAAACAAAAUAUCAUUUCAUAAUCAAAAUUUGCUAGAAGUUUAAAACAAUGUGCAUGACUUGACAAAAAUGACGCUAUGUCAUUUAAGUGGUAGUAAGUGAUUAAAAAAUUGUUUAGAUCAAGCAUUUCAUUUGUUCGUUCUUUUUUUUGUCAACAAGGAAGUAAAAAUAAAUACCAAUUUGGAGUAUGUAAUUAUUGCGAGAAAAAAAAUUCAACAUGAUUUUCCUCUCUAUUGCUCUAUAGAACAGGCUUUGUAUGAUAAUAAUAUUCGGCUUUGUAGCUUCAUUGAAAAUAAAGAGAAAAAAAAAUUUACGCUGAAACAAAAAAUACCAAAAAUAACCUAUUCAUCAUACUAAACCUAUUUAAAUUCUAUGUCAAUUGGAUAAACAGAACAGAAUAGAAUGAAAAAAAGCAGAUCGGCCUUUCGAAGUGAAACUCAAUUUGAUUCGGUGUAUUUGAAAAGUAAUUUGAUUGUGAAAGACCAGGAAAAACAAACGAUUGGCGAACCAGAAAACAACCAGCAGGCACUAAGUGGGUGUUUAAUUAGAUUUAUUUUACAAACAAAAACUCUCUAAAAUUUAACACAAAAAUACAAAAUUUCUUCAAUUUUAACCUCACUUUUUCGGCAAAAACAAAAUAAAGCAUCACGACAAAAACAAAACAAGUAUUGAGCAUUAAAAGCUGCAGAACAUUUAAGAAAAAAAAAACAUUUAUAACUAUGACAUUUAUAAAGUAUUCUAGUAAAUUUAUGCAAAAAUCAAAUCCAAAACCUAAAUGAUUGUUAUUGCGGAUCGGAUGAAAAAAAAACACAAAUAAAGAAAUAUUUUAGUUGUAAACGUUGUGCUGAA
This is a messenger RNA of Sitodiplosis mosellana (orange wheat blossom midge), 3955 nucleotides long. RefSeq names its product transcription factor Sp9 (gene Sp1). Bases 615 to 2084 code for a protein of 489 amino acids. Gene Ontology annotation, biological process: regulation of transcription by RNA polymerase II. The transcript has 4 exons. Gene Ontology annotation, molecular function: DNA-binding transcription factor activity, RNA polymerase II-specific; RNA polymerase II cis-regulatory region sequence-specific DNA binding. The record is from RefSeq and is a predicted model, not a curated record. NCBI's taxonomy places the organism in Eukaryota, Metazoa, Arthropoda, Insecta, Diptera, Cecidomyiidae.